UCGCCCAGAUGGCAACACCAUACCAUUUUUUUAUUUCAAAUUCAAAUAUGUGCCAGUGAUUUUAGCCCACUGAACAGAAAAACAACUACAUCUGAACACUUACGGCAUAUACAAAGAAAGCGUCGCACAGCAAACAGAAAAAAAGCCGUCAUACACACGUGACCAUUCCUAUAUCCUGUUCUGGCACGGGAAGUAACUGACGUAUGACGUUAUCUUCCACUCGUUAUCAGACUUGCAGUUAUGAUGAAGUUUUUACCUUGCCCGAAUUCUUACGAAUUCCAUGUGUAGUCCUAGUCGUUGUGAUUAAGGGUUUCUUUUUGUUGUCUUGCAUAUUGCGUCAAUGUCUUACUUCUCCAUCUUUAACUUUAGAUAAAUUUAUGAACUUGUGGCUUGUUGUUACGCUGUUUUAUAACAAAAUAACAUGGAUUUUUCCAAAUUUUUGGAUGCUGAGUUUGACGUCAAAGACUGGAUAAAUGGGGCGUUUAAAGCAGUACAAAAAGAUGUCCCUGGCAAAGUAGAUGGCUAUGCAGCCACGCUAGUGAUGAAACUCCAGCUUUUCAUUCAAGAAGUAAACAACGCUAUAGAAGAAACAAGUAAUCAAGCACUUCAGAAUAUGCCUAGAGUUCUUCGAGAUGUAGAAGCACUUAAACAGGAGGCAUCUUUUCUGAAAGAACAAAUGAUCCUAGUCAAAGAGGAUGUUAAAAAAUUUGAACAGGAUACAGCUCAGUCUAUGCAGGUUCUUGUCAGCAUUGACCAAGUAAAAUCAAGAAUGCAGUCUGCUGCAGAAGCCCUGCAGGAAGCAGACAAGUGGAGUACUCUCAGUAUAGAUAUAGAGGAAACCUUUAAAACACAGGAUGUAACUGUGAUUGCUGCCAAACUUACUAGCAUGCAGAGCAGCUUAGCAAUGUUGGUGGACACUCCAGACUACUCUGAGAAAUGUGUGCAUCUCGAGGCUCUGAAGAACCGACUUGAAGCUAUCGCUAGUCCCCAGAUUGUCACCACAUUCAACACACAGUCCCUUGACAGUGCAAAGGUUUUUAUGAAGGUGUUCACAGAAAUUGAUCGGAUGCCACAGCUUCUUGCAUAUUACUACAAAUGUCACAAGGGACAUCUUGUGGCAAUUUGGCAAGAACUGUGCCAGACAGAUCUAAGUCUGCAAAGACAGCUGACAGAGUUCUAUGACACACUUCUUUCUACUUGGCACUCGCAGCUUCAAUGGACUAGUCAGGUUUUUAAGAGCCCAUAUGAAGUUGUGACGAUUUUACUAAUUCAGACUCUGAAUGCAAUGGUUCCUUCCAUCCCAGUAUGUCUGCAUUCAGAAAUGGAAAGAGCAGGACCAGAAGCAAAGCUCACAACUCUGCUGGAAUUCUAUGAGACCACUUCCCACUUUGCUAAGGGCCUAGAGACUGCCAUGCUUACCCAUCUUGAUGAUACUAAUUUGAUAAAAGUUGCCGAACUUGUGGAAGCUGUGUAUAGUCCAUACAAAUCCUAUCAGCUGAAGUAUGGCGACCUUGAGGAGGCCUACCUACUUAUUGAACUUAGUGCUGUUCCAUUGGAGCAUGGUGAAGUCAUAGAUUGCGUUCAGGAGUUGAGUCAUUCGGUAACCAAACUUUUUGGACUAGCUUCAGGAGCUGUGGACAGAUGCAUGAAACUUACUGAUGGGAUUGGUAUCUGUGGCCUUCUUAAAGCCCUGAAAGCCCUUUUCACAAAGUACGUAUCUGAUGUCGCAAACACUCUACAGUCCAUAAGAACAAAAUGCAGAUUAGAGGAGAUGCCGGAUAAGUCGCAUUUUCAAGAAGACUGGACUGCUUUCCAUAAUUCAGUCAGAAUAAUAUCGUGUUGUGGUGACCUUUUACGCCAGUGUCAAGACUUUGACCAGCAGCUUUCAAACAGAAUUUUACUGUUAGCUGGGAAACAUCUGUCCGAUUCCUACAGUCCUUGCAGCCUUACAAGCAUUCAUGAAGCAGGUUGUACCGACAAGAAAUGUGCCAGCCGAAACCCAUGGCAGGAGUACAAUUACCUUCUUAAAGGAAAUUCUGCGGACUACACAAGCCUAAUGGAAAUACUUUACAGCUUGAAGGAGAAAGGAACUGGUAACAGCAAUCUAUUGAGUAAGGCCCGCUCUGCUCUCCUCCAUCUGAAUCAGCAAACUCACCAGCUAGCAUUUGAUUCAGUUUUUGUUCGUAUCAAACAGCAGUUAUCAGUGGUUCCAAGAAUGGAGAGCUGGAGUUUGAGUGGAAUGGAUGAGACACUAACUGAAGAGCUUCCAGCAUUCAGCCUUACCCCUCUGGAGUACAUCACUAAUAUUGGGCAAUAUAUAAUGUCCCUUCCUCUUCAUCUUGAACCAUUUGUAACUCAGGAAGAUGCUGCCUUAGAGCUGGCACUGCAUGCUGGAAAGCUUCCAUUUCCACCUGAACAAGGAGAUGAAUUGCCGGAACUUGAUAACAUAGCUGACUACUGGUUAGGCUCCAUUGCCCGAGCAACCAUGCAGACUUACUGUGAAGCUGUGCUACAGAUUCCUGAAAUUAGUCCACAUUCCACUAAACAGCUUGCCACAGAUAUAGAUUAUCUUGUAAAUGUAAUGGAUGCUCUAGGACUCCAGCCAUCGCGAACUCUUCAGCAGAUUGUUACCCUUAUAAAAACUAAACCAGAAGAGUAUAGACAAGCUGCAAAAUCAUUACCACAGAGACUGUCGUCUACUAUUGCAGCUAUGAGGAACAUUGAUUAUUAAACAUAGCGCAUGGAAGGGGAUAUUGAUUCUAAUGUAUGAUAAUUUAUGUAUCUGAUUUUGAUAUUGCUACUGUAGGAUUGUCAGUUUUUGCAAACACUGGCUUCAUUCCUCACAUUAUAGAAUACAGUGCUCUACUGUUUCAAGAAUUCAGAUUAGUUUAUUUCAUUUUAUAUUGUUUUUAAGCAAUAUUAAACUCUAGAAAUGUUAUGUAAUCUUUGAAAUGCUGGUGCUGUUUUUUUCUGGAAUGCGUUUGUAGACAUGUAAUAAAUCAGUCUUUUUAAUGUUGUAGUAAUAUACUUGUUUGAGUUGGUGAGUUGUUAAGACUGUCACUUUAAAUGUAUUUUGAAAGUGAACAUAUCAUUCUCUCCUUUUUAUUAAAGGUUAGUAUUUGCAUUAAAUGUA
This is a messenger RNA of Protopterus annectens (West African lungfish), 3133 nucleotides long. It is a transcript of the gene COG7, whose product is annotated as component of oligomeric golgi complex 7. Gene Ontology annotation, cellular component: COG complex. The record is from RefSeq and is a predicted model, not a curated record. Gene Ontology annotation, biological process: retrograde vesicle-mediated transport, Golgi to endoplasmic reticulum; Golgi organization; intracellular protein transport. NCBI's taxonomy places the organism in Eukaryota, Metazoa, Chordata, Ceratodontiformes, Protopteridae. Bases 422 to 2731 code for a protein of 769 amino acids. The transcript has 17 exons.